GCGAAUUGCAAGCAUUGCCUGCAAGCUCCUCGAACCCAGCACUUGAGCCAAGUAAUUCAGUCAACCCAACUCCAAGAUGAAGUUCACCAUUGCCAUCGCCUUCACCUGCCUUCUUGCCUGCGUCCUGGCAGCUCCUCCGGCCAGCCAGCAGGAAGCCCAGGUGCUCCGUUUCGACAGCGACGUCCAGCCCGAGGGCUACAAGUUCGCCGUGGAGACAAGUGACGGCAAGUCGCACCAGGAGGAGGGCCAGCUGAAGGACGUGGGCACUGACCACGAGGCCAUUGUGGUCCGCGGAUCCUACGCCUAUGUGGGUGACGAUGGCCAGACCUACACCAUUAACUACCUGGCUGAUGAGAACGGAUUCCAGCCGGAAGGUGCCCAUCUGCCCAGGGCUGUUCAAUAAUUCGAAUCCAGACUCCCACGAGGAACCCGAUCGAAAGUCCUUCGCCAAUCUAGUUCCAGUCCAGCAUAAUUGUGUUAACUAUGUUUAAGUUUCAGCUGAAAAGCAUCAAUGUAAUAAAAUAAAAUCACUCAUUUCAUGAA
This is a messenger RNA of Drosophila elegans, 543 nucleotides long. RefSeq names its product larval cuticle protein 65Ag1 (gene Lcp65Ad). The record is from RefSeq and is a predicted model, not a curated record. Gene Ontology annotation, cellular component: chitin-based extracellular matrix. Lineage: Eukaryota; Metazoa; Arthropoda; Insecta; Diptera; Drosophilidae. The transcript is spliced from 2 exons. Gene Ontology annotation, molecular function: structural constituent of chitin-based larval cuticle. The coding region runs from base 77 to 403 and encodes 108 amino acids.